AUGUCUGUGAUUACGAAAAUUGUUCCUCAAGUCUCGAGUCUUCAUUUCGGGAAGUUAAGUUCUGCUUUCCUUAGUGUUAAAUCGGAUAGAAGUUACUUUACGUAUACACAAUCGUUGUCGCAGCCCCUGGACAGGAAGCCUGAAUAUUCGACCGCAAAGGAGGCGUUUGAGAAAUGUCUUAAAUCCGGACUGACCGUGUUCGCCCAGGGCGCGGCCGCCACGCCGGUGCCUCUUCUCAAUGCCAUGACCGAAGUAGGAAAAAGUGGAUCGUUGCGAGACAUCAAAGUCGUCCAUAUGCACACCGAAAAGGAUGCGGCAUAUGUAACCCCGGAAUGCAAGGACAUAUUCAGAUCGGUAUCGUUGUUUAUGGCCGCGAACGUCCGCAAAUCAGUAGCCGAAGGUCGCUCCGACGCCAUUCCCAUCUUCCUUCAGGACAUCCCCAAGCUAUUCCACAGGAAGAUCAUCCAGCCCGACAUCGCUCUUAUCCAGGUGUCUCCCCCCGACAACCAUGGCUACUGCAGCCUGGGCACCUCCGUGGACUGCGUCAGGGCCGCGUUGGUUAACUCCAAAAUCAUCAUAGCUCAAGUGAACGUGAACAUGCCUCGCACGUUCGGCGACGCUAUAAUACACGUGUCGCACAUCGAUUACGCGGUGGAGGACAACACGCCCCUCCCGGAGCACGGCGUCGGGAAGGCGGCCAGCGCCGAGGAAACGGAGAUCGGGCGGCUGAUCGGCGAGAACCUCGUCGAGGACGGCGCCACGCUGCAGAUGGGUAUCGGCAGCAUCCCGGACGCCGUGCUCUCGGCACUGAAGGACCACAAGGACCUCGGCAUCCACUCGGAGAUGUUCAGUGUUGGCGUCAUCGACCUGGUAAAGAGGGGAGCCGUCACCAACAACCUGAAGAAGAAUCACAAAGGCCGUAUCGUCGGCAGCUUCCUGGUCGGUAACCGCCAGCUGUACGACUUCGUUGACAACAACCCCUUCAUUGAGAUGCUGGAGAUCGACUACGUGAACAACACCCACGUGGUCUCCCUGCAGCCGAACAUGACCGCGAUCAACUCCUGCAUCGAGGUGGACCUCACCGGACAGAUAUGCGCCGACUCUAUCGGUACCCGCAUGUACUCCGGUUUCGGCGGGCAGGUUGACUUCAUCCGCGGCGCCGCGGAGGCUGUGGACGGUAAAGGCAAACCCAUCAUAGCUCUCGUCUCCAACACCAAGAAGGGCGAGAGCAAAAUCGUGCCUACGCUCAAAGUCGGAGCUGGUGUGGUGACGACUCGGGCUCACGUGCAUUACGUGGUUACCGAACAAGGGAUAGCUUAUUUAUUCGGCAAAACCCUCAGACAGAGGGCAUACGAAUUGAUCAAAAUCGCUCAUCCAGACCACCGCGAAGCCCUAGAGAAAGCGGCCUUCGAACGCCUUAAGUGCAUGCCUGCGCCUUAAAAGUAAUAUCAACUUAAAACAUUAACCCCAGACGUGUUUCAAGACAAAACUGUUGAAAUUAGUACUCGCUAAUGUUAUGGUAGAUUUCGACAAUUUAAAAUGUAGCGUAGAAAUGAAUAGAUACUGCAAAAAUUAGGGAUGCUCGUAAAUUGUAAUUGGCAACAUUAAAAUUUGCAUUUCAUCAAUGUUGACAUAUUGAGGUAAAUGUUAGUGAAACGCUAGUCUGCAUGCCUUAUUGAAGAAUCCAAUAUUAAUUGUUAAAUAGUGUAACUUAAGUAUAAUUUUAUUUAAAAAAAAAACUAUAACAUUACAUAGAUUCUUUAUUUUAUUGUGCAAAAGACGUCAUAUUUGUAUGUACAUAUAUUGUUGUACACAGUGUAAGAAAUGUAAAUUUUUAUUUCUUUGACUUUUAUUAUUAUCUACAAAAAUGUAUUUUGAUUGAAUAAAGAUUAAUAGCGAACGGC
This is a messenger RNA of Bombyx mori (domestic silkworm), 1904 nucleotides long. RefSeq names its product 4-hydroxybutyrate coenzyme A transferase. The transcript is spliced from 10 exons. NCBI's taxonomy places the organism in Eukaryota, Metazoa, Arthropoda, Insecta, Lepidoptera, Bombycidae. Gene Ontology annotation, biological process: acetate metabolic process. Gene Ontology annotation, molecular function: acetate CoA-transferase activity. Gene Ontology annotation, cellular component: mitochondrion. The record is from RefSeq and is a predicted model, not a curated record. Bases 1 to 1440 code for a protein of 479 amino acids.